CAGGGAUCGACACCCAUGCAGACAAGUCUCCACAAAGUCAUUGAUCUCUCCUACAUGAGACUUGUAAGAGAAAAAGGGUGAGUCACACUGACAUUAUUAAUCAUCGAAAUCUUCAUCAUCUUUCUUAUGCAAAAUUGAUGAUUGAAAAAGAAAUGUAUUUGUUUAGGUUUGUUUGUAGUCGUAUCUACUGGUCAACUCUAUCUUUAUUUUCAUUUUUCGUCUUGUUUAGAUUUCCGAUGAGUCUUUCAAGCGGGAAAUAUCACGCAAGAAGAGUCCCUUUGACAUUGGAUCUGAGAUAUCCGUGGAAGAUAGGUCAGGCAAACUACUAAUGUACUAUGCCAAGGAUGAGGUGGUCGAGCAGACGAUCUUAUCGAGAAUGAAAUCUCCCGAAGAGGCCCAUUAUUAUCAAGAAAGCGUGAAUACAGAACGUUCCUACGAAUCUAAAGUCUCUGCUGAAGCAGUUUCGGAGGGCUUCACAACACCCCAGGGUGAUCCAAACCUUGCAGAUAAGAGGGAGCAGAGUGAGCAGAAUGAAACUCAAACCCAAACUACAGAAAGCGAGGAGGAUCAUACUGAUGAUGAAGAAUAUGACUUGAUCAGUCUAGAAAAGUAUUGUAUUACUGUCAGAAUUUCGAAGCAUGAAAUUUACAGCGCAAAGGACAUCACCGUGGAAGUGAUUGAAGACGUCCCACCUGAGCUAAAGCUGAAGGAGACAGAAGCCAUCAUUUCGGUUGGAUUGAAGAUGUCGCCUUCCGAUGCAAUCUUUGACAGUCCUGUGAUAGUAACAAUGUCCCAUUGUGGUGCUUUCACAAAGCCAAGGGGUUCAGAAGUCUACAUCUAUCAUCGCAAGAACGAUUCUGCACAGUUUACUGCGAUUCGUUCUACCGGCACGAGUAGCCCAAGAUGUGUUCUGAGAGACCGCGAUCUAGAUAUGUACCUCAACCACUUCUCAGAGUUUUGGAUUGUUGCUAUACUAAGACGGACAUUUAUUGGCAAACGUGUUAUUUGUACACCAAUCAUUCCUGUCCCAGCACCUAGAAAUCGCAUGCCCAUUUUGUGGGUCAAUGUCAGGGACCAAAACGUUGCAGAAGGACAGGUUAGUCUUGAUAUUAAAAUGCUUACAACAAAAAAUUCUCAAUUACAUUAUUCCCAGAACAGACACCUUCUAAUUGUACGGAUGAGAUAUUAUGAACAAUGGGGAAGGAGUGGUGAAAUGCGUGUUAACUUGCACUUUUGACAUAGCCAAUUAAGGUAUCUAAAUUUAUACAUACAUAAUGUUAAACAUGCAACAAAAAUGCAAAUUAAGAUUAAGUAAAGGCGUUAAUUCGUUUAUGUUAAAAGUUAAGGUCCCCUCACACCUAACCGAAUUUCCUGAAAUAUGCCUUGCGAUGGCUGGCGAAAGUCAUUUUUUACAAAAUCGUUUUCAAUGGUAACUAAUGGUAAAUCAUAUUUACCCUUCUUGUUAUCGUUCAUGUGUUUUUGGCGCAUAGUCCCUCUUCGCGCUUUUGCCAAAGUGGACCGAUCUCGAAAGAACCCGUAACGAAGCAACACGAUGACAAAACGAACAAAAUUGCCUGAUCUAUUCCCUCGUCUUCAUUUCUCAUCGCACGCCAUAUCAAACCAUUGGCGACUGUUUAUUCGUCCUAUUGGGUUAUAUCAACCCUUCGCUCACCUUCGGCCGCAAUUUUCUCAAAGAUGUCAACCGAAAAAUCGAUAUCCUUCGCAUGUCAUAUUUAUCAUUCGCUUACCGUUCGUUGAUAAAAUUUGACAAUAGUUACUGAUCGCAUGAUCUGAAGGAAAUUUUAUUUGAAUUUCGUUGAAUCCGCGUGUAUUUCGUUUAGAUUUCCCUUUCGUCACCUUUCGUCCACCUACAUUCGGUCAGGUGUGAGGGGGCUUUAAAGCUAACUCGCAACGGCAACAAUUAUUUUAUGAGCAAGUCCUUACAGUCAGGAUUAGUUGUCGUCACUUCGUCGUAGAUCCAGAUAUAGUAAAUUUGAAGAAAAAAACACCUUUUUAUUAAAUCAUAAUAUCAAAGGUUACGAAAAAUUGAAAAUCGCCAAGAAACAAGUAUAUGUGGGAAAGUGUAUGCAUGGAUUGAUCAGCGGUCUCUUCAAGAAAAGCUAUAAUGAUGAGAAAGCUGUUAGUCCAUGGGAUAUAUCCUGGAUAGCAGAAAAAAGAAAAAAAAAGUCAUUCGACAAGAGUACAAAAAUCUAAUUGUAGCACAUUAUGUCAGGCUGUUCCUUGUUUUCAGAUUUCAGAUAUGGCGUUAUCAUUGUGAAAUAUAAGAAUUCCCCUGCUAAAUAAUAGCGACUAACUACCCAACUAUAGUAUACUUGAACAAUUUUUUUUACUUUCUUUGGUCACCUUAAUAUAUUGGAAUGCAGUGUGGUAUAUUUCUGAAUAAAGCAAUUAUUGCAAUGUUAACCAAUGUUAAACAUAAUAAUUAUGUUGCCAUUAGUAUUAGUACACGAAAGGUAUAGUAUCUUUCCCUGCUCUUGUAAUGAAAUCAGACACUCUUAAAAAAGAAUUGGUCCAAGCAAGCAAUCUGUAUUAUGCGUCCGACCUAAAAUUCUUGUAGAUUUUAAUCAAUGGUACGUUUUGACUAUUUUUUUCCGUCAGACACAUGCAUAUUAACCAACAGAUUGGUUCGUUGGGCGGUUACUUUUUAAGAGUGAUUUCAAAUGAAAAAUAGUAUCUCCUUGGCCAUUACCAAUCAUGAGAGGUGCAAGUAUCUUGCCCUGUCGGACUCUGUUUUAGAUUACUUCCGAGCCCGUUUCUGCAUGUAAAACAGUUCUGUUUAUGUUAUUCAAAUAUUUUGGCAAUUAAAGCAAGUGAUCCAUCAUAGUUUGCACAACUUUGUUCUACUUGCUUAUAGUUUUCUUCAUAAACCCCUCUUACUAUUUUCGCCACUUUCUCCUGAAAUUCAAGUAAUAAUACGUCUUUUCUGCCUUGGCAUUUUUAUUUUGCUUUUUAAAGAUCCCAAAAGGCUAUGAGAACCCGAUUGGUGGGGAGCAGUUCUUAGUCAGGUGGAGGUCAGGGGAAUUAAAAGUUACUUGUAAGGAAAGUACCUCGAAAGACAAGGCCAAGGUAAAGUAACUUUCAUGGUUCUGGUGAAAACAAUUACUAGUGUCAUAGAAUUUAUCCCAAAUGUGAAGUAAAGUACAACAAACAAGUCAUUUACUGAUCUUUGUAGUGAUCCUUAAUUGAUUUGAACAGCGCGUAUUUGUAUGCCGGUCAAUAUUACAUAAUUAUUAUUUAGAUGUAGUGUUUUAGAGGUGCAUAUAUUUUUUGACGUCUUGCGAGGUUGUUUCGAGGAGACAAAAUAUUGAAA
Lytechinus variegatus (green sea urchin) is the source of this 3331-nucleotide messenger RNA. RefSeq lists its product as uncharacterized. Gene Ontology annotation, molecular function: netrin receptor activity. The coding region runs from base 329 to 1237 and encodes 302 amino acids. The record is from RefSeq and is a predicted model, not a curated record. The transcript is spliced from 4 exons. Gene Ontology annotation, cellular component: membrane. Gene Ontology annotation, biological process: netrin-activated signaling pathway. NCBI's taxonomy places the organism in Eukaryota, Metazoa, Echinodermata, Echinoidea, Temnopleuroida, Toxopneustidae.